GUCCUCGGACGCGUCGAACGAAGAAAAAGGACAAACAGCAGCAGGACGAGAAGAGGCCUAGGACCGCGUUUAGUGGCGACCAGCUGGCUAGACUCAAGAAGGAGUUCACCGAAAAUCGGUACCUGACCGAGAGACGGAGACAAGAGCUGGCCAACGAGCUGGGCCUGAACGAGGCCCAGAUAAAAAUAUGGUUCCAGAACAAGCGGGCCAAGAUCAAGAAGGCCAGUGGCACUAAGAACCCGCUCGCCCUGCAGCUGAUGGCCCAGGGCCUGUACAAUCACAGCACGGUCAUGGUUACUAAGGAGGAAGAGGAACAGCUGGCCGCGGCACAAGUAAGUGCAUUAUCAUUAUCAUUAUCAAUAUAUAAAUUGCAAUUCUACAAAGGCCCCCGUUAA
Molecule: messenger RNA, 395 nt
Organism: Diuraphis noxia (Russian wheat aphid)
Lineage: Eukaryota; Metazoa; Arthropoda; Insecta; Hemiptera; Aphididae
Product: homeobox protein E60-like
Biological process (GO): multicellular organism development; neuron differentiation; regulation of transcription by RNA polymerase II
Cellular component (GO): nucleus
Molecular function (GO): DNA-binding transcription factor activity, RNA polymerase II-specific; RNA polymerase II cis-regulatory region sequence-specific DNA binding
Source: RefSeq, a predicted model, not a curated record